ACAAACAAAAAUUGCGAUAAAUUUGGCGGUAUUCAUGUUCAAACCCACCUUAAAAUAAACAUCUCUUCCCCUAAAAAUACCUUCCACCCCAUCUAUAUAUCAUUCCAUCCAUGCAAAAAGAAGCAUUAGCCCAGAAAGAAGAAUAGGGAGAACAAUGGCCAACAAGUUGGUUGCAAUUUUCCUCUCGUGCCUUGUGGUUGCGGCAGCUAUGUACGUGCCGGCAGCGGCGCAAGCAGCUGGUACUAGCGAUGACGACUUCAGGUCUUGCUUCAACAACUGCCACAGUGGAUGUACCACCGGAGGCAGCGGCAACACCUUCUGUGAGAUGAAGUGCGACGCCGACUGUGUGGCUAAGGAGGCUGCCGCCAAGCUCAACCUUUUACGUCCAUGAUUGCAUUGAAAGAGAAGGAAAGACAAAAAUAUUGAUGCAAUAAAUGUAUGGGAAGGGGUUUUUUAUGCUUUUGAUUUGCUUUAUAUAACUAAUUAAAUUGAACCUAUAAAAAGUUCAUGGUCUUAUUUUACUUUAAUUUUUCCUUCUUUGUAAGCAGCUGUAAUUCUUUCCUUCUACAAUAAAGUUGAAUUGUUAUU
Messenger RNA from Rubroshorea leprosula, 588 nucleotides. The record is from the annotation of a GenBank genome assembly. NCBI's taxonomy places the organism in Eukaryota, Viridiplantae, Streptophyta, Magnoliopsida, Malvales, Dipterocarpaceae.